AGCAGAAAAGCCAAGUACAAUCCUCCACUUCUAUCAAAAAAAUUUGUUGCCUUCUGGAAUGAGAAAUUUCCUUUCGGGCAAUCAAAUACCUUUGCUGUGGUGAUUAGGAGAGAAACAUGUGAUAAAGAGCAGUCAAUUAUAUUUGACAUUCGAAGCUACAUGCUGCUGGUGAAAGUUGCAACCUCAUUAUUCAAUAUGGUAGGGGGGAAAUCCAGCAAAGAGAAGAUAAUGUGGAAUAUCGAAAAAAAUGGUAGCUACUUUUCUUUUAUUUUCUAUCCUUUCGAGACCCAAAUUUGAACUGUUUUGCUUUUAUCUGUUUACUGCGCCAAAGAUUCUCUCCCUAUCAAGUCAAAAGAAGUGGAAGAAAUAGAGAGGAAAACAAUGAAAGAAAGAUGGCAUGGAUUGGAGAAAAGAUGAACCACAGCUCAUGCAUAUAUUCCUCCACAAGGCCCACUCAUAUAUUCAUACAUGAGAAGGCUGAGUGAAACCCAGAGACAGCAGGAGAGCAUCUCCUGCAAUAGAUAUAUGGUGGAAGAGAGGCAAGGACCUAGGCCCCAUAUCAGACUCCAAGGGUGUUAAAUACCUUCUGCAAGUUCUCGUGCCUUUAGUUUCUUGAUGGGUUCGCAGGAAAUGCCCAACCAAGGCAACAACCGAGGAUUGGUCCUGUCAGUUGAUGCUAAGCCACGGCUUAAAUGGACCCGACAGCUUCACGAGUGCUUCGCUGAUGCAGUCUCUCAACUUGGUGGAGCGGAUAAAGCAACACCGAAAUCAUUGAUGCGGACGAUGGGAGUUCCCGGGCUUACUCUCUACCAUCUGAAGAGUCAUCUUCAGAAAUAUAGGCUAGCAAAGAAUCGAGAUACGAACACAGCGAAUGAUGAUAGGAAAGAAGAUUGCGAGGCAGCAAAUAACAAGACCGUAGAGAAUGAAGCUGUGCAUAUUGACGAGGGGAAAACACCAGCUCAUUUUAAUGGGACCAUGUUGCAGAUGCAAAUAGAGGUGCAGAGAAAAUUGCAGGAACAAAUUGAGGUGAGAUCAGAUGAUACUUACAGCCAUCUGAUUCAACCAAAGUUUUUUUCUAAUGGAGGACUCGAAUGGCUCCUUCAGGUGCAGAGGCACUUACAGCUCCGCAUAGAAGCGCAGGGGAAGUACCUGCAAUCGGUUUUAAGAAAGGCACAUGAAACACUUGCUAGUUGCAGUUCCAAUUCAUUGGGAGUGGAGGCUGCCAAGGCUGAGCUCUCGGAGCUGCUCUCUGCAGUGGAGACAGAGUGCCUGAGUUCUUCCUUGUCGCGAGGUAGCUUGAUUCCCAAACGAGCUGAACUUGCUGAUUGCUCCACAGACAGCUGCUUAACUUCAUCUUUAGGGAGACAGGAGGCUAAGAUUCAAAAGCAAUGGAAGCUGGAGCGCAGCUCUUCUCUUGACAAUUGGAGUGAAGGGUCUGAAGAGAUCAAUCCUAAUAGCAGGAAAACAAUUGAGACUCAAGCUAACAAGAAGCUCAGUGGGGCGAAGAGAUGCUGCAGUAGCAUCCAUGGGGAGGCCAGUGUUAAACAGCCAGCAAUUGGCAUGCAGGAAACUAAUAGUUUUGGGGUGCCACGAGGGCUUGAUCUAAACAGAUAGUUGAGCAGUAAAAGCUGGGAGCGAGCAAUGCCAUCAAUAGCCUAUGAGGCACUUGUGAGAAUUUUCUCCUUUCUUGAGGACCACAGCAUCUGAGAGCUCAUCUGCCAUUAGCUGCUGCUCUCCUAUAUGUUUGUUGCUGUUGAUGUAUGCGUAUGAAUGGUGGCCCGAACCAGACCCUCCUCCUCUCUUUUUUUUUUCUUCCUUUUUUUUUUUUUUCUUUUGUAGGGUGAGAAAACCCAACCCUUCUAAAGCUUGGUCCUCCACUAUAGCUCGCAUAUACUGUAUGUUUAUUUAGGUAUGUUUACUUAGGAGAGAUGACACAUGGCAUUUGAAUGUGUUUUGCUUGA
Phoenix dactylifera (date palm) is the source of this 1961-nucleotide messenger RNA. The record is from RefSeq and is a predicted model, not a curated record. NCBI's taxonomy places the organism in Eukaryota, Viridiplantae, Streptophyta, Magnoliopsida, Arecales, Arecaceae.